Messenger RNA from Arctia plantaginis, 1452 nucleotides. NCBI's taxonomy places the organism in Eukaryota, Metazoa, Arthropoda, Insecta, Lepidoptera, Erebidae. The record is from the annotation of a GenBank genome assembly.
AUGAACUCUGUCGUAAGAAUAUUACUUCCUUUAUUUUCUGGCAAUGCAAAAGAAAUAUUUUUUAAGGGUUAUAUUAGUGUCGAAGAUAAUCACAUUAUUACAAUUUAUGUGACAAAGUUCGGAGAAACUAAUGAAUUGUUGAUGGCAAAGGAAAAGGACAUCGAGCAUACCCUGUAUGGAUAUAUGGGACAUAAUAUGCACAAGAAAUUAACACACAAAUUUCAGAAUUUUUUAGUAAUAGAACAAAAUUCAACAUUCCACAUAAAGGGGUUAAUAAUAAAUGGAAAACAGUUUAGGAACACAAACAAUUGUAUCACCGUGCUCUAUGACUAUGAUAAUAUUAAAGAUUCUCAAGCAAUUUGUAUAUCUAAAAAUGAUUACCUUGCAAAAUUAAUAGACCUUAUACAGGAUAAACAUGAAGAUUUCUUUGCAAAGAACUGUAAAAAGGAGUCUUACAGUUCUCCUUGGUAUGGUUCCUCUAUGUUAUUGCAACAUGUCUUUAACUAUUGGAGACUUAUUGAAUGGCUUAUUUCUACUCUCAAGCGAGAUAAAAAAGUUUCAAUUAAACAAGGAAAUUUAAUUUUGGCAAUUUUAAUGGAUCUUGCAUUGGGAUAUAUUGCUUUACAAUUAUUGCCAAAGAAUAAAGUAGAUAUUAGCUCAGCGUUGAUGGGAGUUUUAGAGAGACUUAUUAAUUUAUUAUAUUCUCUAUUAAAAUGGCUAAUGGGAGCUCCAGUCGGCUUGAAACUGAACAAUGCUUUCAACAAAAUGCUUGGCAAAUAUUUUCUCUACCAUGUGCAACUUUGGUGGUUAUUUUUAGAUGUGUCAGGAGAGCGGUUGGACAUAAUACUUCAUAUAUAUAACUACAUAGGAUAUUUAGGAUUUACAUUUCAAACGGCAAUAGUAUCUGAUUUGAUAUGCAUAGCCACAUUUCAUUCCUAUUGCAUUUAUGUGUAUGCAGCCAGACUAUUCAACAUUCAAAUAUCUGGCCUUAUUGCUUUACUUCGACUAUUUGUUGGAAGGAAAUAUAAUCCGCUCAGAGGAGGGAUUGAUUCCUGUGAAUAUACGAACCAAGAACUUUUUGUGGGCACUGUUGCAUUUACAAUAUUACUGUUAUUAUUGCCCACAACUGCUCUUUACUACAUCGUGUUUACAGCCUUCCGGGUUCUUUCUCUUGUAAUUCAGUAUGCGUUAUCUAAAUUAAUUUAUAUUGUGCAAACAUCACCUCUGUUUGUCGUAUUCCUUCGAUUGACGCAUUCUUCUAAAGUAAAAGGUAACAUUUUGAUGGAAGUUGUUAAUGAAGAAGAAAAUACUCCCUUGGUGCUCAGGAUAAAAUUAUUUUACAAAUCUAUACCGGAAUUAGUAAAUUUAUUUAAACCGCCAGUGGAUGUACCAAAACAAGUUGAGUGGACAGAUUUACUGUCGAAUGUUCUGGUUGGUAAACAAAUAGUAUAA